AUGCAGAAGACAGUGAACACUUUUCUGAAGGGAUGGGUUGCUGGAAACCAUACGACCUCGGAAGCCGCUCACUUUUAUUCCUUCACUUUUUCUGACAGAAGAAAAAAACAAGGAACUCUUCAAGGGAAUCGAGACGACCGUAUCAACAACAACAGGCGCAGAAAUGAAAUCAAUCGGUUGCGAAAUUGUUCGAAAUCAAUAUUUGAUGUGAGUGUGGAUGCUGGAAUUGCAGUGGAUUUGUUGGCAACAAGAAUAAUGUUCAAGUCAGCAGAAGCGGAUCAAAGAAGAGAAAGAUGGAUGCUUCAAAUAAAGUAG
Molecule: messenger RNA, 315 nt
Organism: Caenorhabditis briggsae
Lineage: Eukaryota; Metazoa; Nematoda; Chromadorea; Rhabditida; Rhabditidae
Exons: 2
Coding region: 1-315 (104 amino acids)
Source: RefSeq, a predicted model, not a curated record